Camelus dromedarius (Arabian camel) is the source of this 4302-nucleotide messenger RNA. RefSeq names its product tribbles pseudokinase 2 (gene TRIB2). Gene Ontology annotation, cellular component: nucleus. Gene Ontology annotation, molecular function: mitogen-activated protein kinase kinase binding; protein kinase activity; ATP binding. The record is from RefSeq and is a predicted model, not a curated record. The transcript is spliced from 4 exons. The coding region runs from base 1225 to 2256 and encodes 343 amino acids. Lineage: Eukaryota; Metazoa; Chordata; Mammalia; Artiodactyla; Camelidae. Gene Ontology annotation, biological process: protein phosphorylation; positive regulation of proteasomal ubiquitin-dependent protein catabolic process; regulation of MAP kinase activity.
GUAGAAAUAUGUCGGUGACAUUGAAUGGGGAGACCGAGCGGGAGCGAGGCGCGCGCGCGCACACACGGCCCGGCUCGCUCCGAGAUCCCCGGCCACGUAAGUAACUAUUAAUACCGCCUCGCCGAGAGAUGCGGGCGUGCUGAGCUCGGGGAUUGGCCUCGGGCACCGUCGGCCGUCCCCUUCAAUUUUAAAUACACAUUCCUCUUACCUCCGAGUGGGGGAAGAAAAAAAAUAAAAGAAGAAGAAGAAACGCCGUCAAUCUUCUCCAAAACAACCCCCGCCUGGCAAUUUGGGUUUAGGGUAGGGGGAGUCGGAGUGGUUGCAAAUUAUUCCAAGGCAAGAUCCAGUUAUCGAGCGAGAAAGGAACGGCGCGGGUUGACUCGGCUGGGGGUGCAAUCCCUUCCAGCGCUGGCAGGACCCCCCGGAAGCUUGCGCCGGGGAAAUCGGAGACCAUUGAUCUACCCUCGUCCCUGCGCGCACUUCUCUCUUUAUUCGGAGGACAAUCUGGAGCGCGAGCGAGCGGCGACGGCAUGAGCCCCUGCUGACCUCCGCCCGGAGGGCCAAGCCCUGGGCUUUGUCGCGGUACCUGCGCCCGGCCCGCAACUCCGUGCCCAGCUUUUGCAGUCUUUUGUUGGCAGCGCUGACCGCUCUAAGUUAAAUGCUCCCUUGCUAUUUUUUUUUUUUUUUUUUGUCUGUUUGUUUAAAUUUUGGAGAGCUCUUGCGAUCUUGGAAAAGCCUCAGACGCCAUCUACAGUUUAAACGCAGCCGCCGUGCGCUCCCCGGAGACUGCACACAAACUACGGCAGGGCUCCUCCGCCCCGUCUGCGAUUGGGAAACCUGCGUGGGGAUCGCUUCGGGAGACCCGGCGCUGCAGCUCCCCACCUUAGCAAUCUGGUUACUCGUCUAGAUCCACGUUGGAAAAAGGGAAAGAGAGAGAGAAACUAAAAGUACGAAGAUUCAGCAAAUCGCUGGCUGCUUUGGGGCAACAAAAGGACCCGAGUUGCUGCCGACCGAGGACCCCCGGGAGCCGGGCUCGGAGCAGACAAGGUGCCCGGCGGCGCCCGUUUGAGGGCUUCUAACUCUUUCUCCACGUAGCCCCCUUCCCGUUCCCUCCCCUCUCGUUCCCUUUUAAAAUCCGUGACCCGGAGGCGCCUGCAGCCGCACUCGCCAGCGACUCGUCUCUCCAGCGGGUUUUUUUGUUUGGCGAGUGCGAUCCUCACACUCAUGAACAUACACAGGUCUACCCCCAUCACAAUAGCAAGAUAUGGGAGAUCGCGGAACAAAACCCAGGAUUUCGAAGAGUUGUCGUCUAUAAGAUCCGCCGAACCCAGCCAGAGUUUCAGCCCGAACCUCGGCUCCCCGAGCCCGCCUGAGACUCCGAACUUGUCGCAUUGCGUUUCUUGCAUCGGGAAAUACUUAUUGUUGGAACCUCUGGAGGGAGACCACGUUUUUCGUGCCGUGCAUCUGCACAGUGGAGAGGAGCUGGUGUGCAAGGUGUUUGAUAUCAGCUGCUACCAGGAGUCCCUGGCCCCCUGCUUUUGCCUGUCUGCCCACAGCAACAUCAACCAGAUCACCGAAAUUAUCCUGGGGGAGACCAAAGCCUAUGUGUUCUUUGAGCGAAGCUAUGGGGACAUGCAUUCUUUCGUCCGCACCUGCAAGAAGCUGAGGGAGGAGGAGGCGGCCAGACUGUUCUACCAGAUCGCCUCGGCAGUGGCCCACUGCCACGACGGGGGGCUGGUGCUGCGGGAUCUCAAGCUGCGGAAAUUUAUCUUUAAGGACGAAGAGAGGACCCGGGUCAAGCUGGAGAGCCUGGAGGACGCCUACAUCCUGCGGGGAGAUGACGACUCGCUCUCCGACAAGCACGGCUGCCCGGCGUACGUCAGCCCGGAGAUCCUGAACACCAGCGGCAGCUACUCCGGCAAAGCGGCCGACGUGUGGAGCCUGGGAGUGAUGCUGUACACCAUGUUGGUCGGGCGGUACCCUUUCCAUGACAUUGAGCCCAGUUCCCUCUUCAGCAAGAUCCGGCGCGGCCAGUUCAACAUUCCAGAGACUCUGUCGCCCAAGGCCAAGUGCCUCAUCCGAAGCAUCCUGCGGCGAGAGCCCUCCGAGCGGCUGACCUCGCAGGAGAUUCUGGACCAUCCUUGGUUUUCUACAGAUUUUAGCGUCUCGAAUUCAGGAUAUGGUGCUAAGGAAGCGUCUGAUCAGCUGGUGCCGGAUGUCAACAUGGAGGAGAACUUGGACCCUUUCUUUAACUGAGCUCACGCCGCGCAGAGACUGAGCAGGUACCAGGACCGAGAGAGGAGAGCGGAGAGGCGUUCUUCCAGGGAACACAGAUCGGUCGCCCGGCUUGGCAGCCAGAAAGACCCUGACACUCACAAGCUUCUUGGUUCAAAGAAGGAAAAUGGUCCAGGAGCUGACUGAACAUGUAGCAGGGGGUGGGGGCGUGAGGGACGUGGGAUGGGGGCAGGCUCUGGGGUCCUGCCGGGUGGGCAGGUGCCCCCGGAUCUCCUCUUGCCUGGCAUAGUGACCGGAGACCACCCCUGUCGGUUGGGCUGCUUCCGCCUACCCCACUUUUCAUUUUGUUCCAAAAUAGUUGCAGAUCCUGAUAGAAUCAAAACUCUCUGCCUCAAACAUACAUCUUGGCAUCGCACUGUUAGCAUCUAACUUCUUGUCAUGAAUUCAGGGAAGGUACAAUUGGCCAAGGGUUUUUGUUUUUGUUUUUGUUUUUGUUUUUGUUUUUUUGUUUUCCUUUUGAAACAAGCCAGCCACCUAUCUAUCGGAUAAUUCAUGGGGUUCAUUUAAAAAAAAAAAAUUCGGUGCACACAGACUGACAUGAAACCUGGGUGCUAAACUAAAAGAAAAUAAAAGUCCAGUUUGUGUCUCUUAAUUGCGCUCUUCAACUCAUUUCUUCUAAAGAAACUAUUUAAGAUCCUGGUCAGGAAAUGACAUGUUAAUGCUUUGUUCCCUGAAGGUGGAAAAAAAAAAAUCUGUCCUUUAACCCACUAUUCUGUUUUGUGUCAGUUGGUUUCUGGCAGGAAGCUAUUAGAAGUCAAACUUCCAGAUGCAUUACUGCUGUCAUAGUUUAAAGACAGAGGGAAAAAAAGGAAGAAGAAAGGAAACGGGAAAUUCAGCUUACAUUUUUUCAGUGGUUGUUUGAACGAUGGGGGCUGCGUUACAGGCACUCCUCUUGGCUGAGGAGAGUGAUGGUGUGAGAAACCGGAAGCUCUUUGCAGUCUGAAGCUGGUACUGAUCGCAACUAAACAUUUCGUCUUGGUUCUGUUGGAAACUAGUGAAACGAAGCAGGUUGUCCCGCGUGUAUAAAAUACAGGGCAGCUAUUUAGUUUUCUGUACGGAGUAUGAUUCUUUUUGGCUUGGAAGGCCCUCUGGUUUGGACAGAAACCCUCAGCAGAGACGAAUGAAAAAGAAAAUUAAGCUGAAAGCGAGGAUGAUAUAAAUAAAAACAGCUCUCUAUCCCAAUACGCACCUUUGUAUUUUCAAGAACUCUUCUAUUUAUUAAGGAAAAUGUCACAUUGUGAUGUAUUAAGCCAGUACUUCAAUUACGGGUUGACUUGGGAUAAUAUGUUACAUGCUGUAGUUAACAUUUAUAUAUAUAUAUUUUUUUUCCUUGUUUGAGUAUUCCUGUCCCUGAAAUAACCUUUUAUUUGGCUUUUCUAGCUAGCUUUAUUUGAUUUCGAGUGGCAAAUGUUGGGUUGGUUUUUUUUCUUUAUUAUUAUUAUUAUUAUGGCUUUUCUAUCGCUGUAUGAUACAGAACUCUUCUCCAUCAAUGUUUGUGUUUCCAGUACCUCAGUUGUUAGGUUUUUACUGCCUGUAUGCGUUUUGUGAAACGGUCAUGUUUCUGGGUAGGUGACACGUGGACUCUAGUAUGUAAAUGUUACUUGAAUCUGUGCUUCAUUAUAGUACGUGGCAUGUCUGUGCAGACCUUGGAUGCUUUAUGCCUAUUUAGCAGGAGCCCCGCCUCGCGUUCCCAGGAGGGCGGCUUAACCGUUCGUUCACCGUCAGGAGACAAGGAGGCCAUGGAUUGGCUCUCGAUUCUAUUUUGAUGAUGGAAGAUGAAAAGGAGAGAGGAUUUUUUUUUUUUUUUUUUUUACAUGCUGAAGAUGGUGCUGAGUCAAGAAGGACCUGUUUUUCUUCCCUCUCCCUUAUUUUUUAAGUGCCCUGUAGGAGGAAGGAUUGGUGACAUGCAUGGUGGGAAUCUGUGGCCUCUGGUGCUUUGUCCUGUAUUUGGUUUAAUGUUUUUGUCCUAAUCUCUUCAAUCAAUAAAAUUGUGCAAAUUUAACUAAA